This is a messenger RNA of Penicillium vulpinum, 486 nucleotides long. RefSeq lists its product as uncharacterized. NCBI's taxonomy places the organism in Eukaryota, Fungi, Ascomycota, Eurotiomycetes, Eurotiales, Aspergillaceae. The transcript has a single exon. The record is from RefSeq and is a predicted model, not a curated record. The coding region runs from base 1 to 486 and encodes 161 amino acids.
AUGCCCACGAUCGAGCCUGAUACGUUCACGAUCGAACCCGACACAACACAGCCGGCUACAGACAUCUGGGAGAUACCAGACGACCCGUCAGGCCAUGACGGUAUGCCGGUUACAAUACCGGGCGAAACACCAGCAAUUCUCACACCAACCGAUACGGCCAAAUACCUCGGGGUAUGGCUUGACAAACACCCAAAUUUCACAAUACACCGGAAGAAGAUGGUUGCAAAGGGAGCUGGCAGUUUGGAAGCGCUCCGCGGGAUCUCAGGUUCCACUUGGGGAUCAUCACUGAUCGCAAUGCGGAAGGUAUACCAGGCAGUCAUCAUCCCACAGAUACUAUGGGGACUGUCUGCGUGGUACUGCCCGGCAGCCAGGCCGAAAGGCGACCUCGAAAAACUCACCAAUGAACUCACAAAAAUCCAGAAACGAGCAGCAAUCCUGAUCAGCGGUGCUUUCCGCGGGACAGCGGGGGCAGCGCUCGACACAUAA